Messenger RNA from Polyodon spathula (Mississippi paddlefish), 1114 nucleotides. RefSeq lists its product as uncharacterized. The transcript has 7 exons. Gene Ontology annotation, molecular function: structural constituent of muscle; calcium ion binding. The record is from RefSeq and is a predicted model, not a curated record. NCBI's taxonomy places the organism in Eukaryota, Metazoa, Chordata, Actinopteri, Acipenseriformes, Polyodontidae. Bases 48 to 662 code for a protein of 204 amino acids. Gene Ontology annotation, cellular component: myosin II complex.
GGCAGACUCAAGCGCACAGAGCAUAGCAAGCGUCGUUUCAGCGGAUAAUGGCACCCAAGAAGGAGACCCAGGUGAAAAAGCCGACUGCUCUCCCUGACACGGCAGUUCCCGCACCGACUAAGGCACCUGCUCCGGCCACAGCACGACCGGUACCAGCACCCAAACCGCCGAAACUCACCGAGCCCCUGUUUGACAUCGCCAAAGUGGUAAUUGAAUUUAAACAGGAUCAGAUUUAUGAGUUCAAGGAGGCUUUCCUCCUGUUCGACCGGACCGGCGAUGGCAAGAUCCACUACAGUCAGUGUGGGGAUGUGAUGCGCGCGCUGGGGCAGAACCCCACCAACGCAGAGGUGCUGAAGGUGCUGGGGAACCCCAAGAGCGAGGAGAUGAACCACAAGACACUGGACUUUGAGCAGUUCCUGCCCAUGCUGCAGGCCAUCGCCAAGAACAAGGACCAGGGCAGCUUCGAGGACUUCGUGGAGGGGCUGCGCGUCUUCGACAAGGAGGGCAACGGCACCGUGAUGGGCGCGGAGCUGCGCCACGUCCUGGCCACACUCGGUGAGAAGAUGACGGAGGAGGAGGUGGAGACGCUUCUGGCAGGACACGAGGACGCCAACGGCUGCAUUAACUACGAAGCUUUUGUGCGACACAUCAUGUCAGGGUGACGGGUCAUUGGAACUCGUUCGGAUGGUGAUGAGUGGAUAAAGAAUUCAAGAACUUUGUUUUUUUUUUUUCUGAUUUUGGUUUUAUUAUAUUUUUUUCCACUUCCUUUUUAUUUUAUAAAGUGCCUUUUCUGCCUCUGUAAACCUGCCCCUCCCUUCCCCUCCCCUCCUGUAUAACUGAAAACCUCCCUGGCCCUCGAUUUAAGAGACACGCAUGAACAAGCCAUUCAAACAAACAGAAUCGGUCCUUUUAGAGUCUCGCGGGAAAGGUGUACGCCAAGACGAGCUGCAAUUGGUGGAUUCACAGAGCGGACCUGACGAGGGAUUGGCUAAGCUGGGACUGCCCCUCCUUCCACCCUGUUCGUGAUGUCUUGCACAUUGCUAAAUGGAAUUGACAUAAGUUAUUACUCUGUGUUCCAUUGCAUUCAUAAAAUAAAACUUUGAAUUUCCAAAAA